Molecule: messenger RNA, 678 nt
Organism: Fulvia fulva
Lineage: Eukaryota; Fungi; Ascomycota; Dothideomycetes; Mycosphaerellales; Mycosphaerellaceae
Exons: 1
Coding region: 1-678 (225 amino acids)
Source: RefSeq, a predicted model, not a curated record
AUGGCAACCUUCCGUGCUCUUACUAUGAAGUACGUUUGGAGGACUGCAAGAAGACACAUUGACCGCGAGUAUUCAGUACUCACCAUGGCGCUCAGCGAGGUGGACAUACCGGAACCAUCGCAGUGGAACACCCACUUCGCCGCCGCAAGCAACUGUCUAGCUGACGGCAGUCCAACCAACGUGACCAUACAUUUGUACGGACCACUGAUAUCAGACGAAGACUGGAUCCGCGUCGACGAGUCUGAUUUCGCCCGACCAUUUGAUCCCACGCACCACUCCAAGGUAGUCAAGCCAGUAGUGGACAAUUGGAUCAAAGUCAUACGCGAAACCAAGAUCCAGCCUUCGCACUACAAAACCCAAUCUCAAGAAGACUCCCCCGAACAAUCUGAUAACACACUCAGAUUCACACUGGACGUAACUCAACCUCUGGACAUAGACAACUCCACCCGUCACCUCCUGCUACAGCACGAAGCACGAUCAACAGUGCGUAUCGCUGCACUUCUCAAUAAAAUCUUUCGGCCUGUCGGACGUCAAUUGGAAGUCUCAGUCAAGGGUGCGCGGUGCUGGUGCACUCUCAGGGAGAAGGAACGACAUGUCGUCAUGCCCAAAGGACUAAGCUACCCAGUCGAUCGAGCCUCGCACAUGCAGGAGCAAAUGGAGUACAUGAGGGCGAACUGA